UUGUGAUGUUACGGGGUGACAGGAUGGAGGCGACAAACUUGGCCCUGUCGCCAAGAGAGUCACUCAAAUCCCGAUCGGAACACAAGGCCUUGGAAAUGAGCAGCAAACCAAACCAAGUCGGAACAGUGCUGCUAUACGGCGUGCCAAUAGUUUCACUAGUCAUCGAAGGCACGGAGCGGUUGUGCCUCGCUCAGAUCUCCAACACGCUCCUCAAACAGUUCUCCUACAACGAGAUCCAUAACCGUCGAGUGGCGCUGGGCAUCACUUGUGUCCAGUGUACGCCGGUACAGCUUGAGAUAUUGAGGCGAGCUGGUGCGAUGCCUGUGUCUUCGAGGCGAUGUGGCAUGAUAACCCGUCGGGAGGCUGAGCGGCUCUGCAAGUCGUUUUUGGGCGACAAUGCUCCACCGCGGUUACCCGACGAUUUUGCGUUCGCUGUCCAUCAUGAGUGCGCUUGGGGCUGUAGAGGUGCUUUUUUACCAGCCAGGUAUAACUCGUCAAGAGCGAAAUGCAUAAAAUGCGCAUACUGUGGUCUUUUUUUCUCCCCAAACAAAUUCAUCUUCCACUCCCACCGAGUGGGCCCUGGUGACAAGUACGUGCAACCUGAUGCAGCUAACUUCAACUCUUGGAGAAGACAUAUGAAGCUGAGUGGUAGUCCACCAGUGGAAGUGGUCCACGCGUGGGAAGAUGUUAAGGCUAUGUUUAAUGGUGGGACUAGGAAGAGAAUGCUGUCUGCUGCUAGAAGGGUACCUAUUCGCAGGCCGGAAGUGGACCCAGAGGCCAAACGCACCGCAGCCAGUCCUCCCAGCGCGCACACUCCUGUUCCAAGGCUGGCUGAUUACGUGUGGGGAGCGAGGCUGCCGUUGCCGUAUGCGAUACCUUGGCUCAAACCCACUUUAUGGUCUCCUGGUGCUCUCACAGCGCUUAGUGGAGUCAGUGCAAUAGAAGAACCCCGAGCGUUCCGGCCAGUGCGUUCACAUCGACUGGAGUCGCCACAGUUGUCACCUGUAGUUUCGCCACAACGGUCACCAAAUAGGUCACCAACAACAUCACCAAGACAAACCCGGUCGCCGCUCCGUUCACCCCUUCAGUCACCAAUCCGGUCUUCAGUGCCCUCAUCACCCGCCCGGUCGUCAAAGAGCGACCGCGACAGUGAUGAGAGCGUUGACAUCGAGACCACUGAAGAAGACCAGGCCAAAGAUGUGAGAUGUUCCUGGCCUUGUCGCUCUGCACCUACCCCUCGUCCAGAUGAUUGUUGGAGCGGACUCGUCCCGAAAAUCGAGAGGGAAGAAGAUCGGGAACCCUGGCGCCUGCCCGACCUUCGCCCGCCGUUGCACUACAUGCAUGAUCGCGAACGAGACAGUUGCGCUGCCUGUGUUGCACCUUUGCCACUACUACCGCCACCUGCACCAGCGCCGCAUUAACUUUUAGGGGCACACCAGCUAAAAAACGCAAGAAGCAAUCGAUAGAUGGCGCUGUAACCAUGGGCAUGUUUGACAAAGAUUUAACACUGACAUUUCAUAAUGUUGCCCGCUUCGAAAACCAAAUUACUUAAAAUUAAUAAUAAUACCUAGUGAAAUUUAAUAUCGUUACGUUACAAACUAGUCAUAAUAUCAUAAAGUCAUGUAGAAUAUUAAAUGU
This is a messenger RNA of Maniola jurtina (meadow brown), 1638 nucleotides long. It is a transcript of the gene fuss, whose product is annotated as SKI family transcriptional corepressor 2. NCBI's taxonomy places the organism in Eukaryota, Metazoa, Arthropoda, Insecta, Lepidoptera, Nymphalidae. Gene Ontology annotation, molecular function: RNA polymerase II cis-regulatory region sequence-specific DNA binding; SMAD binding; DNA-binding transcription factor activity, RNA polymerase II-specific. Gene Ontology annotation, cellular component: nucleus; transcription regulator complex. The record is from RefSeq and is a predicted model, not a curated record. The transcript has 10 exons. Gene Ontology annotation, biological process: negative regulation of BMP signaling pathway; negative regulation of transcription by RNA polymerase II. Bases 6 to 1421 code for a protein of 471 amino acids.